Messenger RNA from Spirodela intermedia, 2978 nucleotides. The record is from the annotation of a GenBank genome assembly. Lineage: Eukaryota; Viridiplantae; Streptophyta; Magnoliopsida; Alismatales; Araceae.
AUGGGAAUGGGGAAGGAGGACAAGAAUAGAGAACGGAUCGAGGCGGUCCUUCAGAUUCUCAGGAAGCAGAUGUCCCUUACGGUCAAGCAGGUGAGUGGCUCCUCAACUCUCCUUCUUCAUCGUCCCCCGCUUUGUCGUGAUUUUGAGCAGAUGAUACUUAAGCUGUUGUGAUCCUUGUAUCAUCGUCUCAGAGUUGCUGGAUUCAGCUGCAGGAUGUAGGUAAAAUUUCUGUGGCAGUACAUCGAUCGUCUCCACGUGUCUUCUUUGCUCCUUCGUUGGCGAGUUUUUACCCGAUCUAUCCGCUCUAUAUUUGGUCUUCUUGCGCCAUAUUGUCGCUUGCUAGGGACACUCUGUCCUGGACAACUUGGUAGUCUGUGGGAAACCUAACUCGCUACGUUUCUUCGGUUGUCUCUGGUGGUGGUGGCGGUCGCUUUCCUCGUCGGCGUGAAAUCGUAGGAGAAGUUCUGUACGGACGCGUGCGUGGCGCGGUUCCUCAGGUACAAGGGAGACAACGCGAAGAAGGCAGCGAAGCAUUUGCGGGCGUGCCUCUGCUGGAGAGAUGCCAUCGGCAUUGGUCCGUUUCUACCGCGCCUCUUUGCCUCAUCUUCUAUAUCCGUUCCUCGUCUUGCGUCGUUUUACGGAAGCGGCAGACGCUGCAGUAAUAUUCUCGGGAUCGUGCUUUUUUCUUUUCGGAGUUCUUAUUUCUUCUUCGAGAACAAUACUUUUUCUUUUUUCCUUUGUUCUUUCCCUUUUCUUCGACAGGAGGAGAAUCCAAAUCUUAGUGCUAGUGGUAAGACGGAGAGAAAAAGAGGCUGAUGAGUUCUCCCUUCUGUGCUUGUGUUGUUUGAGCAGAGCAUCUGAUGGCGGACGAGUUCUCCGAGGAAUUGGCGGAAGGCGCCGCCUACGUGGCCGGGCAUGACGAUGACGCCAGACCCGUAAUAGUAAGAGCCCGAAGAACAUCAGCUGACUGCGUCGGCUCAUCGUUCUUAGACUUAAAAACCUUUCGCGCGUGAUCGCAGUCGAUAUAUCUUCUUUUUCCAAUUUAUUUUUUAUCGUUAGAUCUUCUUUUCAAUUGCCUCUUAGAUUCUUGGGUGAUGAACUGACGCCGUCCCCCGAAUUUCUCCUCCCGCAGCUGUUUCGGAUAAAGCAAGACUACCCCAAAUUCCGUUCUCAGAGGUCUCUCCCUUCUUUCGACGACUAAAACGCUACCAGUUCCCACUGGUUGUAGGUAGCGUCCUCGUCUCACGGUCGCGAACACAAUUCUGCAGGUAUAUGCGGCUGUUGGUGUUUACGCUGGAAGUGGCCAUCUCGUCCAUAUCUAGAUUCGUGGAGCAGUUUGUCCUCCUCUUCGAUGCCAGUAAGCUCCCUCCCCCCCCCACUUCUCUCAAUACCCACCCUAUUCAAAUGGCCACUCAGUCCACCCCCCGCACCUCCGCUGAGAAAUCUGCGAGCACGAGGAAGAUGAAGGCAUUGCGUCGUCUCCUUCCCACAUGGCUUUCACCAACUGACGAACAAUCUGCCAACCGUACCACCCUCCACGCGUCCCUGUGCUGCGACGAGUCGAGGCAACGGCGGGCGAUACAAGCAGAGGGCGGUCCCCCUCAUCAUCUGCUCGACGGAAAUACCCCCGAAAUUCCCCAGUCCCAGGGGCACUUCCAGUCAUUUCCGUCUCGAACAGGUCCCCUUCUGGACGCCGGGAAGGACAGAUCCUCUUUUUCAGACGUCUCUGAUCCUCGAAGAUGGAGGAAGAAGACAUCAGUCAAUGGGAGCACACAGAGUCCAUCCCUGCCGCCCUGCACCGUAGCGCGCAGGGCAAAUAUUAUAGUUGCACUGUAGAAAGCAAAACAGUUAGAUUCCCGAGGAUUAUUGUCUCGAUCCACCCCCCCCCCCCCCCAAUUAUAAUCGUAGAAAUCACUGGUAGGGAGAUUAAGAACCACUAAACCCCCGUCAGCGAUUUUCCUCCAGAUAUUGAAUUCUCGUUUCGAAAACCCAUCACGGUCGUCUUCUGAGCAGAGAAUUAUUCAUUCAUUGGCAGGCUUUUUCAGGUCAGCGUCCGCCUUCCUCAACCUGUUCAUGGGGACCCUGAAGAUCAUCUCCGAGUACUACCCCGGCCGUCUCCACAAGGCUUUCGUCAUCGACCCUCCCUCUCUCUUCCCUUACCUCUGGAAGGUACAGAUCUCCGUCCUCCAUCCUUCUCCUCACCUUUUAAUCUUUCCUGCUGGUCACCAUCAUCAUCCUCCUCCUCCUCACCGGCGCAGGGGUCCCGCCCGUUCGUGGAUCUCUGGACGUCGACGGCGGUGGUGUGGUCUCUGGACUUCGAAGACUCGCUGGAGGAGCACCGCCCAUUCGCCGCCGCCGACCACCACCGCCCUGGUACAACCUCCCUCCGCUUCGACCCAUCCACCGUCUCCUCCGCCGCCGCGUCCACCAAGAUCGGCGGGGGCUCCACCUCCUCCCGCUUCUCCUUCACUGUCUCCCGCUUCGACUCCCUCAAGCCCUGGUACCUCACCCGCACCGAGCCCUCCCCGGCGGCGCCGCCGACCCCCGCCACCGCCGCCGCUAGCCCCUCCUUCGCCGGGCUCUCCCCCCUCAACGCCCGUUCCUUCUCCUUCGCCUCCCCCUCCGCCCGAUCCGCCGCCACCCCGCGCCACCGCCCCUUCCCCUCGACCCCCUCCUCCGGCCCGCCUCCCCCACCGCCGCGGACCCCUCGCCCAUCCUUCCUCCCCUCCCCCGCGGCGGCGAUGAAAUUCUUCUCCCUGGGGAAGGACCCGGCGGCGGCGGCGCCCCCCGCCGCCAGGACCGACCGAGGGAGGGACUCCUUCCUCCCCUUCCUUCGGUUCCACCGCCGCCCCUAUGACGAGACCCUCUACCGUUCCAAGAUGAAGCCCCCUCUCGGCGGCCUCAUCUCCAUCGUCUCCUCCCAGCUCCCCCGCCACCACCACCAUCACCGCCGCCCCCUCGGUCACCUCAGACCCUGA